CCUGCAUAAACCGGCUAGUCAUAAGACUAUCAUAAUGACCGUACAGUUUGUCGGUUUACAGAUCAGAAAAUGAAGAAACAUUGCUGUGACCAGAAGAAAAGAUUUUAAACAAGAAUAACUACUGUAUUCCAAUUUAGAUUCAAAGCAAUGGCGAAAUCCAAUUUAAACAAUUAUGCACAGAAAGACAAAUUCAAAUCUAUACAGCCUAAUACCGAUUAUUCAAUGUAUCUUCCGAGGAACUCAAAAUACAGGAAAGUGUUGUAUACACUUAUUUCUGACACUGAAGACCAAAGAGAUCAACUGCGGAGAGAACUACCGAAACGAUGGGGUGUACCUUCACCGGAGUCAGUCAUAGCGAUCACAGGAAUACAUCAUCAGUUCAACUUAAAAGACAAGAACAAUUUGAAACACAUGUUGAUCGAGGCUGUCAAAAGCACUGAUUCUUGGAUUGUUACUUGUGGUACAGAAUCAGGAGUAGUCAAUUUCAUCGAGGAAGCGGUAAACGAACAUUCAACUUUAGAAAAAUACAACAUUCCUAUUGUUGGACUUAUGUCAGAGAGAGUAAUAAAUGAGAUUAAACCUCUUGGUAAACAUGUAAAGGUUGAAAAAAUCAUCAAAGAAACAGUCAAAAGUGUUAGAACUCCUAUUUGGUCAACAAAGGAGACAUUAGAUCCAAACCAUACCCAGUUUAUUGUCGUGAAAGAUUCCUUUGAAAAAAACUCCAAACGUAGUGCUUCAUCUGAAUGUAGAGAGGCUUUUGAAAGUUUCUUGUCGAAUAUUAAUGACACAGAUUGCAAACAUGCUCAGUAUGAAACCAAUGCAAUAUUGCCUAUUGUCUUGGUACUACUAGAAGGAGGUAUUGACGCACUGAAAACAACCUGGAGUGUACUGAAAAAUAACAACCCUGUUGUUGUCAUUGAGGGUUCUGGUGGAGCAGCAGAUUUUCUCUCAAUGUGUCAUCAAGAACACAAUAGGAAGACUGACAGUGAACAAGUAAAGCUGUCAGAAUACGUUGAAAAUUUACACAAAUUAAUAAGGAAAUGCUUUGAAGAUAAAUCCUAUGAGAUGAAAAAAGAGGCAACUAAGUGGGCAACGGAGUGUUUGACGAAACAUGAAUUGGUAUGA
Molecule: messenger RNA, 1125 nt
Organism: Mytilus trossulus (common blue mussel)
Lineage: Eukaryota; Metazoa; Mollusca; Bivalvia; Mytilida; Mytilidae
Product: transient receptor potential cation channel subfamily M member-like 2
Exons: 8
Coding region: 148-1125 (325 amino acids)
Biological process (GO): calcium ion transmembrane transport
Cellular component (GO): plasma membrane
Molecular function (GO): ligand-gated calcium channel activity
Source: RefSeq, a predicted model, not a curated record